ACUACCGCUCGAUGAGGCGAAGAAGAUCAGCGGCGUCGGGCUGGGAGGGAAAAGCAGCCUUUGAGAAGAAAAGCAAAUCUCUCCCCUCAACUGUUUACCCUGACGUCAGUUUGCUGAAGUAGCUGUGGGCCGUCUCGGUUCUUGUUCUCUCAAACUGCGUGUCUGUCUCACCGUCAUCCGUGGGAAUAGAUGAGCUCUAUACUCUCGAAAGUUUUCUCGCGUGGAUCUCAUCAAUGGAGGGGAUGAAAUGAUCUUUGUGGCGCAUUUGAAAGUGGACUAAAAAUCAGCUUUUACGAUGAACACCUGCGCCUUUCUGUUGAUUCUUACUGUCCAGAUAUACGCCGAUGGCAUCGAAGGACCAACAGCUGCUGGCUGCACAUUUGAAGAGGACUCGGAUCCUAGUCUGUGUGACUUCAUACAGGGUGAAGAAGAUGACUUUGACUGGCAGCUGUUUCGGACGCACAAUUCCCCAUCCGCCGGCUCAGACCUCCUGCGCGGAUCCUACAUGUUGGUGAACUCCUCCCAGCAUGCAGUGGGCCACUGUGCUCAGCUUCUGCUGCAGAGUCUGAGUGAAAAUGACACACACUGCGUCCAAUUCAGCUACUUCCUGUACAGCCGCGAUGGCCACAGUCCGGGGGCCUUGAACGUGUACGUGCGGGUGAACGGCGGUCCUCUGGGCAGCCCGGUGUGGAACACAUCAGGGUCACAUGGGAAGCAGUGGCAUCAGGUGGAGCUGGCUGUGAGCACCUUCUGGCCUAAUGAAUAUCAGAUACUGAUUGAGGCAACCAUUUCCAGGGAGCGUCAAGGGUACAUUGCCAUCGAUGACAUCAUGGUGCUCAACUAUCCCUGCUAUAAGGCUCCACAUUUCUCCAGGCUUGGAGACGAGGAGGUCAACGCCGGACAAAAUGCCACUUUCCAAUGUGUUGCUGCCGGAAAGGCAGCCGAGGCUGAGAAAUUCCUACUGGAGAGACACAAUGGGGAGAUUCUAACAUCAGCGUCGGUCAAGCAUCUGAGUCACCGCCGCUUUGUGGUAUCGUUCCAGCUAGACAGCGUUCAGAGGUCUGAUCAAGACCUUUAUCGUUGCGUCACCCAGUCUCCCAGGGGAUCCGGGGUUUCCAACUUUGCUGAACUCAUCGUCAAAGUACCACCAUCCCCUAUCGCUCCACCUCAGCUGCUACGUGCCGGCUCCACUUACCUAAUCAUCCAGCUCAACACCAAUUCUAUCCUGGGAGACGGACCCAUUAUUAGGAAGGAGAUUGAGUACCGUGCCAGCCAGUCUCCAUGGUCUGAAGUUCACGGAGUCAACAUGGUCACCUACAAGCUGUGGCACCUGGAUCCAGACACUGAAUACCACAUCAGUGUGUUGUUGACCCGCCCCGGAGAAGGAGGCACGGGCCCCCCCGGACCGCCGCUAGUGAGCAGGACCAAGUGUGCAGAGCCAAUGCGUGCACUGCGGGGUCUCACAGCCACAGAUAUCCAGCCCAGGCAGUUGUCUUUGCUGUGGGAGAACCUGGCGUUCAAUGUGACACGCUGCCACACCUACUCAGUGUCCCUCUGCUACCGCUACACCAUGGCGGGCGGCGGCGGCGGCCACAACACCACCGUGCGAGAAUGCCUGGCCGUGGAGCACAACACCUCACGCUUCACACUGCGUGAUCUGCCGCCCUACCACGGCAUCCAUGUCCGUCUGUCACUGGUCAACCCUGAGGGCAAGAAAGAGGGCAGAGAGGUCACCUUCCAGACUGAAGAAGACAUCCCAGGAGGCAUUGCACCAGAGUCACUCACCUUCACCCCGCUGGAUGACAUGAUCUUCCUUAAGUGGGAGGAGCCUCUGGAGCCCAAUGGCCUUAUCACCCAGUAUGAGAUCAGUUAUCAGAGCAUUGAAUCCUCCGACCCUGGCAUCAACGUGCCAGGACCCAGAAGAACCGUGUCCAAGCUAAAGAACGAGACCUACCACAUGUUCUCUAAUCUCCACCCUGGAACGACAUACUUGAUCUCCGUGCGAGCCCGUACAGGGAAGGGUUUUGGCCAGACCGCCCUCACUGAAAUCACGACCAACAUCUCAGCACCUACAUUCGAUUAUGGAGACAUGCCUUCCCCCUUGAGUGAGACUGAGAACACAAUAACUGUGCUGCUACGCCCCGCCCAAGGCAGAGGAGCGCCUGUCAGCACAUACCAGGUGGUUGUACAAGAGGAGACAGGGAAAAAAGUAAAAAGGGAGCUGGGGCUUCAAGAGUGUUUUCCCCUGCCGAUGUCCCACGGUGAGGCCUUGGCCAGGGGCACCCCGCACUACUACACCGCUGAGCUCCCACCCAGCAGCCUGCCAGAGGCCAGUCCCUUCACUGUGGGUGACAAUCAUACUUACAACGGCUACUGGAACACCCCUUUGGACCCCCGUAAAAGCUACCUUGUCUACUUCCAGGCAAUGAGCAACUUCAGAGGGGAAUCCAGAAUAAACUGCAUCCGCAUCGCCCGCAAAGCCGCCUGCAAAGAUCACCGCAAAGCUUUGGAGGUGUCGCAACACUCAGAGGAGAUGGGGCUGAUUCUCGGGGUGUGUGCCGGUGGCUUGGUGGUGCUCAUCCUCCUGCUGGGUGCUGUCAUCAUUAUCAUAAAAAAAGGAAGGAACUACUACUCUUAUUAUCCGAAACCUGUGAACAUGAAUAAGACGCCCAUUACUUACCGUCAGGAGAAGAGCCAUAUGGGCUCCAUGGAGCGCAGUUUUACUGACCAGAGCACACUUCAAGAGGAUGAGAGGAUGGCCCUUUCCUUCAUGGACGCGCACACCUGCGGUACACGCAGUGAUCCUCGCAGUUCGGUGAACGAGGCCAGCAGCCUGCUGGGAGGCUCCCCUAGGCAUCCGUGUGGACGCAAAGGUUCCCCCUACCACACCGGGCAACUCCACCCUGCCGUCCGAGUGGCCGACCUGCUUCAACACAUCAACCAGAUGAAGACGGCUGAGGGCUACGGAUUCAAACAGGAAUAUGAGAGCUUCUUUGAUGGUUGGGACUGCACGAAGAAGAAAGACAAAACCAAAGGGAGACAUGACACCUUAUUGGGAUAUGAUCGCCACCGAGUCAAGCUCAACCCACUCCUGGGAGACCCUAAUUCCGACUACAUCAACGCCAACUACAUUGAUAUUCGGAUUAACAGGGAAGGCUACCAUCGAUCCAACCACUUCAUCGCCACUCAGGGACCCAAGCAGGAGACGCUGUAUGAUUUCUGGAGGAUGGUGUGGCAGGAAAAUUGUUUCAGCAUCGUCAUGAUCACUAAACUGGUUGAAGUUGGCCGGGUGAAAUGCUGUAAAUACUGGCCUGAUGACAGCGAGAUGUACGGCGACAUUAAGAUCACUCUGCUGAAAACGGAAAAACUUGCUGAAUACACUGUCCGCACUUUUGCCUUGGAGAGGAGAGGAUACUCAACCAAGCAUGAGGUCCGUCAGUUCCACUUCACAUCCUGGCCUGAGCACGGCGUGCCCUAUCACGCCACUGGACUGUUGGCCUUUAUACGAAGAGUAAAAGCUUCUACGCCUCCCGAUGCCGGCCCAGUGGUGGUCCACUGCAGCGCGGGGGCGGGUCGCACCGGCUGCUACAUCGUGCUCGAUGUCAUGUUGGACAUGGCGGAGUGUGAAGGCGUGGUGGACAUCUACAACUGUGUCAAAACCCUCUGCUCCCGCCGUAUCAACAUGAUCCAGACAGAGGAGCAGUAUAUUUUUAUUCAUGAUGCCAUUCUGGAAGCGUGUCUAUGUGGCGAGACGGCCAUCUUGGUGAACGAGUUCUCAGUUGCCUACAGAGAGAUGCUGAGAGUGGAUUCCCAAAGUAAUUCCUCCCAGCUCCGUGAAGAAUUUCAGACGCUGAAUUCUGUGACUCCCCACGUGGACGUAGAGGAGUGCAGCAUCGCUCUGUUGCCAAGAAACCGAGAGAAAAAUCGCAGCAUGGAUGUUCUUCCACCUGAUCGGGCCCUGGCCUUCCUUGUAACAACAGAAGGGGAGAGCAACAACUACAUCAAUGCCGCUCUGGCAGACAGCUUCCACCAGCAAGCCGCCUUCAUUGUCACCCCUCACCCUCUGCCCGGCACCACGGCCGACUUCUGGAGGCUGGUCUUCGACUAUGGCUGCACAGCCGUGGUCAUGCUCAACCAACUGAAUCAGUCCAACUCAGCCUGGCCGUGUGUCCAGUACUGGCCAGAACCUGGUCUUCAGCAGUAUGGGCCCAUGGAGGUGGAGUUUCUGUCCAUGUCAGCUGAUGAAGAUGUCAUAACACGCCUGUUUCGGGUCAAGAACGUCACAAGGCUCCAAGAGGGCCAGUUGGUGGUGUGUCAGUUCCAGUUCCUGCGCUGGUCGCCGUAUCGUGACGUUCCUGACUCCAAGAAGGCGUUCCUCAACCUGCUGGCUCAAGUGCACAAGUGGCAAAGAGAGUGCGGAGAAGGACGCACCGUGGUCCACUGCCUUAAUGGCGGCGGUCGCAGUGGAACCUUCUGUGCCUGCAACAUUCUCCUGGAGAUGAUCCAGUACCAGAACAUGGUGGAUAUCUUCUACGCAGUCAAAACAUUACGCAACUGUAAACCCAACAUGGUGGAAUCCCUGGACCAGUAUCGAUUCUGCUAUGACCUCAUCUUGGAGUACUUGGACUGCUUUGAGGGGAGAUAGCAACUAGAUGCCAGGUUCUUGAUUAAAAGCCUCCUGGAGGCUCCCAACAUGCGCUGCUUGGACUUAAACUAUUGGGAUGAAGUAAAGCAGAACAAGAAUGGAAACAAUCUGGUUGGAAAUUGGAACCUUUAAUGUACAGCUGUGAUUUCCGUGUGUGGUGAUGUUUUAUCCUUUUUUUUAUUUUUGUGCUUUUCUUGGUCAUUUUUGCCUCUGUACUUAAUGCUAUUGUAGCCAAAAAAAUAAUAAGAAGAAGAACAAUGUUAUAAGCUACACAAAUUGACUUAUUUUAUUCUAAAAAGGGGCUACAUUGGCUGUGAUUUCAUGUUUCAUUCAAAGACGAAAGAACAAGAGUUUUUCUUCAUCUCACAGGAGUCCACUGUGGAUGCGGCACCGCUUAUCUAGAAAACCAUAAACUGCCUUAUUCUCUGACAAUAAGACGCCAAUUCCAAGACUACAAGUGGACAAACCAGGCCAGUCCUGCAGACAUUAUUACCCAGUAGAACCAUGUCCCCCAUUUUGCCAAAUUUGGUUGGACGUGGUCUACCGGUGAUCUUUUUUCUGGACCGCCACAGGAGAUUGCUAUCACAUAUGACUUAUAAUGUCGCAGUGCCAAUCCCGAUGACUGACUUUAAUACUAUUUACUUUGUUCUUAUACAGUAUGCCUACACCCACUAUGUACUCCCUCCAAAGUGAUUGUAUCUUGUAAAAUGGGAAAAGAACAAGGAGCACAAAACGUGUUGAGGCGACCACCUACAGUGCUGGAGUGGUAUGAAAAAUAUCUUUCAUUAUUUGAUAAAAAAAAAAAAAUUUGGACUCUUUUCUGUUUUUAUACUGUUGAAGAAAUGCCUGUUUGGAUUGUUAGCAAAUGUGGCAUGAAGGUACAUUGUUGUCCUACGUGGUUUGAAGUGAGUUUGAAAUGAAAAAUAACAUAAAAUAGUCUGAAAAUGUGAAUUAGAUUGUCACAUUAUGAAAUAAUACACAGCGGAGUGAGCAAUUUGGAACGUGAGGUGGCUGGCAUACAUCCUAUUCAGCUUUAAAAGUUGUUCUUUGUAUGCUUUUUUUUUUUUUAAUCUAACAUUCUCUGUUAUGAACAGAAACAGAAAAUGAGAGCAAAUACAGUGUUCCCUCGCUCUAUCGUGGUUCACCUUAUUAUAACAUAUGAACUCCGAGUCUGGCCCUUUUGGAAAGAUUACAUUGCAGGAAGUUGAGUGUCUCUACCUUCCCUCUCUCAUUUGACCGAACAGGACAUUGUCUUCUGCGUCCUGAUUAGCUGUAGACCACUAUCAGUCAGUCUCUCGUGUCACCGCUAGCUUGAAAUCUUUGUACGUUUGCAAGUUCCUCCGUGACAAACCCUACAAUAACCAUGUUUACAUGAGGAGUUUUUCUCUUUCCGAAUGGAAUCUUUCCGAAUGACCUUUCCGAAAGCAAUGGUAUACAUGGAAAAAGGAAUAUUCCAAUGGCGUGUCUACAUGCGCCGCUAUAAUCAACCAGAAUAGUCAAUGGGGCAUGCGCAGUAAAGCGUAAACACCAACAUCACGUGAUACCGACUUCCUCCAGUUUUUCUUUCACUUGUUGGAAUAACUCCGUAUUCCCAGUUUUUCCUUAGUCCAGUCUUGAAAUUUAGUUUGAAUCAAAAACAAACUUUCCGCAGCAGUCCAGCGCCGAUUGCUCGCCUCCAUUUUUAAAACUGAAGAACGUCUGGAGCUGCGUGUUACGUCAUAUCUCAGCAUUCGCUGAAAGAACGCACCCGGGAACAGGAAAAGAUAAAGUUCAAUCUUGCUAAUAUUUUAUAAUUAAGCUCGGCACAUGUUUUAUAUAGAUAUGUAUUUUCUUUUUUAAUAAAACUGGACUUGUGAAUGGCGUAUAGAAGGGUUUAGAUUCUGUUCCACAGAUGGCGCUAAUGCACACGAAAGCUGCUUGCCAACCGCCAAUAAACAACAGAAGAAGAUAGAACGCAGUCUGACAACUUUCCGUUUGAGCGGGUACAAGAUACCUCAAUCGGAUUGGGGAAAGGAAUAUUCCACCCCUGGGAAUCCCAUUAUAUAUUCAUUCGGAUUGGCACUUUUCUUUCGGAAUGAGGUGUAUACAAAGGUUACAUUCUUUCCGUUUGAGCAAAUAACCCGAAUGGAAUUGGAAUAUUUGGGUCCAUGUAUACGUGGCUAAUGUCAACCAAAGGUUUUCGCCCAAAGGUUAGAGCAGGAUGCUCACCAUUGCAUAAAAGGACAACAGGACAAGUACUGCAAUGGUAUGUUUUAACAAGGACGCAAAAACUCUACAGUACAGUGAAACGAACCAUGAUUAAAAUAUGCGCGAGUCACAUAAUUAUUCCUUGUGUCCAACCUCUUAGGUUGAUCAUUAAAAUUAAAAAAUAAAGUGUUGAUCUUUUUUGUGACCUCACAGCUUGGAGACCUGAGUUUGAUUCCACCCACGGCCAUCUCUGUGUGGAGUUUGCAUGUUCUCCCUGUGCAUGCGUGGGUUUUCUCCGGGUACUCCGGUUUCCUCCCACAUUCCAAAAACAUGCUAGGUUAAUUGGCGACUCCAAAUUGUCCAUAGGUAUGAAUGUGAGUGUGAAUGGUUGUUUGUCUAUAUGUGCCCUGUGAUUGGCUGGCCACCAGUCCAGGGUGUACCCCCCAUUUAUUCACUUAUUGUGGGCUAUUUUGGGAACCUAUCCCCUGCGAUAAACGAGGGAAAACUGUAUAUCAUAAACUCUCAUUUAUUCGAUUAUAUAAUUAAUUUUAUACAAGUGCUAACACUCAGCAUGACUAUGCUAGUUAUUCAAUGUCAUCUCUUUGCUGUCUAAUUUCUUUGGAAUUGUUAGUGGUAAAAUGUUUUAAAAGUCAUUAUAAUUCAGUAAUAAAAUUUUAAUGUUAAUUCCACCAUGAAAUCCAUUUAAAUAGUGGCAGCCAUCUUGGUUGUUAAUGGGAAACUCGUGUUACAUCAUGUCCAGCUGUUUCCAUAUGAAAUGCCUAUAUAAUAUUUGGGAGUGAAUGUAAAUCCCUCUAUUGAGGAAGGAGACCAGAUCCAUCUGUGAAAGUAUAAAAUGAGAAGAAUAUCACAGUGAGGUCUCCAUAUAACUCCAGUAUCUCCAGUAUCUCCAUUGGAGCCGUGCUACUGGUCGAUAUUGAGCCAUCUGUUUUAGUGCAUGAUCCACGUCAGCUUUAAAACACCCGUAAAACACACAUAUUGUCCAUGCUCUGUUUUUUUCCAAAUAUUUUUUUUUUCUCUGUAGAAAUAGUCUUUUAUGUGUUUUCAGCCAUUAUUGUCAUCCAUUAUCGCUAUUAAAAAGUACUCGGGAAUUUCCCCCGACACGACAUAAAGUGCAGGUUUUCAAAAAAAAAAGGUGCUGAUCAUAUCAUUUGUGGACUCGCCCUAAUAGACCUCCUGAAAAGCACCGAAGCUGACAAAUGGCAGCUAUGUGAGAAUUUUUGCGGGCAGAAUGGAAGAAAAACAUAACAGUUCCGUACAUCAUGACAAUGACUAUGUGGAACAUAUUCUUUAUGAUAAUAUAGGAAGAAGAAUGAGGUAGCUACUGUUCAUCCGGUGGCGAUACCAUCACCGGAGUAGAACAGGAAGUGCCUGAUUUUCAGGAGAGGAUGUGUAUAUAUAUAUAUAUAUAUAUUUAUAUAUAUAUAUAUACAGCUGUACAUUGUUAUGUGAAUACUUUGUGAAUAAUAUACUAUGUCUGCCCAAUUAGUGACUACACCAUAACCACCAAGCUGAAUGUGCUGUAAAUAACAUUUUGUGAGUUAUUUGGCAGUUUUUAACAUCGACGUCCGAAAAACCGAACGGGUUGCAGCAUGUUUGACUUCAUAUCUGUCUGCGUCAUUUCACAAGCACCCUUGUGUUUUACCACAGCCACACCAAGUGAGUGCACUGUACUUUUACCAUUCCCGAAAGCUUUUUACUCUGUGACUGCGCUCCGACACGACAGUUGUGUUGAACUUCACUUGUUUCUGUAUGCACCCAAUGACUACUGUGUUUCUGAGCAUUGUGUAUGUGUGUAUUUACAUAGCUGGGGAUGGUUUUUGUUCUGAAGGAGGAUUGACAAUAAAAGAACAAGGUGGGGGGAAAAAUGCUUGAUUAUUGUGUCAGAAAAAAAAAACAAAGAGAACCGGACAUAUGUACGUCCUGUGGUUAGUCUUUGACUCCAGAAGGUUUCUCCUCUAUACAUAUGGAUCACUUGUCAACCUUCCGUUUUGAUCAAGAGCAAAGGUGGGGAGACAAUUAAUGCUGUUCUGGAUUACGGAAAAUGAAACAGAGCCAAAGAAGCACCCAUUGCAUUUUUUGACGGGUUGAUCUAAAAAAAAACAAAAAAAAAACUUGGAUGAUCAA
Molecule: messenger RNA, 8977 nt
Organism: Doryrhamphus excisus (bluestripe pipefish)
Lineage: Eukaryota; Metazoa; Chordata; Actinopteri; Syngnathiformes; Syngnathidae
Product: receptor-type tyrosine-protein phosphatase U
Biological process (GO): protein dephosphorylation
Cellular component (GO): membrane
Molecular function (GO): protein binding; protein tyrosine phosphatase activity
Source: RefSeq, a predicted model, not a curated record